Molecule: messenger RNA, 1386 nt
Organism: Closterium sp. Naga37s-1
Lineage: Eukaryota; Viridiplantae; Streptophyta; Zygnematophyceae; Desmidiales; Closteriaceae
Source: the annotation of a GenBank genome assembly
AUGUAUGGCAGUUUUUGGAAGCAUGUAUGGCAGUUUUUGGAAGCAUGUGGUGGCAUGCCUCUCCUCCUCCCUCUGCAGCAUUGCCGCAACCUCACCCUUGCACCCUCUCAUCCCCUGCCUGCUCGCCUCCUCACUAUGAAAUUCUCAUCGCAGGUGGGACCAGUGCCCAUAGACGAUGGCUUUGGCAAGGAGGUGGUGCUGCGCCUCUCCUCCUCGCUCGCCAGCACUGCCACCUUCUACACCGACUCCAACGGCCGAGAUUUCAUCCAGCGCACACGCAACUUCCGCCCCGACUGGAACCUCACCGUCACAGAGCCUGCUGCUGGCAACUACUACCCCGUGAGUGGAUGGUAUUUUGUUCACUGCAAUCCCAGGUGCCAGCCAACCUGCCACACCAUUCCAGUCCCCGGUACAACAGCGUUUCAACACCAGUUCCUUCCUUCCCUAUGCCCCUCCUCCCUGUCCCACCCCCUCUCGUCCCCGACUGCCACCACUCGCCCUCUCCCCCACCAGCUGAACGCGGGCAUCUAUUUGCACGACAACAACACAGACUUCUCAGUGCUGGUGGACCGACCCAGCGGGGCGACCAGCCUCUCAGACGGGCAGGUGGAGGUGAUGCUGCACCGCCGCCUGCUGCAUGACGACCACCGCGGCGUGGCAGAGCCGCUCAACGAGCGCGUGUGCGUGGGAGGAGAGGAGGGAGCGCAAUUGCAACCCCCCGCAUGCAUGGGCCUCGUGGUCUCUGGGUUUCUGCGCUUUGGGCUGCACCCGCAUGGUCGGGGUGAUGGGGGUGUGGUGGGAGUGGGAGGGGUGGGAGGGAGUGGGGAGGGGUUGGCGGCGGGGAAUGGCACGGAGGAGGGAGUUGAGGUGGCUGCAGAGUGGCGGCGGGGGAAUAUUCAGCGAAUAUUCUCUCCACUGCAAGUGGCGUUUGCUGUUGAGGUGGGUGGAUUUGGGGGAGUGCGCAUGGAGCACUCCUUCCUGCGCACCGUGCACACAUGUGCCUCCUCUUUCCCCCCUUGCUUCUCCCUCUCCCCACCCUCCUUACCGCUGCUGCAGGAGGUGCAUGAGUACAAGGUGCUGCUGCGUGUCGCCCAUCUCUAUCAAGCUGAGGAGGACCCCAUUCUCUCGCAGCCUGCUCGCGUGGAUCUUGACAGGCUCUUUGCUCACCAAGAGAUUGAGAAGGUGACCGAGCUCAGCCUGAUGGCCAAUCAGAAGCUCUCAAAGAUGCGGCCACCAAUGAAAUGGAGGACUGAGGAGGAGGUGGAGUCAACAAAUGGCAUUCAUGGAGUUGGUCAGAGGGAUGCAUUUGACUCCACAGACGGGCCAUACAUUGUGGAGCUUGGACCAAUGGAGAUUCGCACUUUUGCGGUUCACUUUGAUGAUUGA